CACUCCCCAAGAUCACGCUGCGGGGCGGAGCGUGCGCAGAGACCGCUUCCCCCCUUCCGGCACUUGCGGCAGCGGGAGCUCUGCGGAGGAGGCGCGGUAAAAUGGCGGCCGCCGCGCCCGCCGUCUGCUGGCUCAGCGCCGCCGCAGCCCUGCUCCUGGGGUGCUGCGGCACAGCGCUCGCCAGCAGCAUCCAGGAUCAAACAGAACAGUUCUUUAGAAGUGGACAUACCAAUAACUGGGCUGUUUUGGUGUGUACAUCUCGAUUCUGGUUUAAUUAUCGACAUGUGGCAAAUACUCUUUCAGUAUACAGAAGUGUCAAGAGACUUGGCAUUCCUGACAGUCACAUUGUCCUGAUGCUAGCAGAUGAUAUGGCAUGUAAUCCCAGAAAUCCCAAACCAGCUACUGUGUUUAGUCAUAAAAACAUGGAGCUAAAUGUCUAUGGAGAUGAUGUGGAAGUGGAUUACAGAAGCUAUGAGGUUACUGUUGAAAAUUUCUUGCGUGUAUUAACGGGAAGAAUCCCACCAAGCACACCACGAUCCAAACGUCUUCUUUCUGAUGACAGAAGCAAUAUUCUAAUAUAUAUGACAGGCCAUGGUGGAAAUGGUUUCCUGAAAUUUCAAGAUUCUGAAGAAAUCACAAAUGUAGAACUUGCUGAUGCCUUUGAACAAAUGUGGCAGAAAAGAAGGUACAAUGAACUCUUGUUUAUUAUUGAUACUUGUCAAGGAGCAUCCAUGUAUGAACGAUUUUAUUCACCUAAUAUAAUGGCCUUGGCUAGCAGCCAAGUUGGAGAAGAUUCUUUAUCACAUCAACCUGAUCUUGGGAUUGGAGUUCAUCUUAUGGACAGAUACACAUUCUAUGUGUUGGAGUUCUUGGAAGAAAUCCAUCCAGCCAGUCAGACAAAUAUGAAUGACUUAUUUCAGGUCUGUCCAAAAAGUUUGUGUGUUUCCACACCUGGGCACCGAACUGAUCUCUUUCAGCGAGACCCACAAAGUGUUCUGAUAACAGAUUUCUUUGGCAGUGUGAGAAAGGUGGAAAUUACAACAGAGACAAUUUCUUUGGACCGUGACAUAGCUGGCUUUGAAAGCAAGCUUCCAGCUGAUGAGUUGGCAACAGAACCACUGAAAUACGCUGAACAACUUCCUGUAGCUCAGAUAAUACACCAGAAACCAAAACAAAAGGACUGGCAUCCUCCUGGAGGAUUUAUUUUAGGACUCUGGGCAUUGAUCAUCAUGGUUUUCUUCAAAACAUAUGGAAUCAAGCACAUGAAACACGUCUUCUGAAUUCAAACAAACAAGAUUGCAUUGACUGCUACUUUGGAUUCAUUGGUGUCACCGGAGUGUAUUACAGUUGUAGUGAAAAGUGUUGAGAUUUCACUUCUAAAGGUUCUUUUGAAGUCAUCUCUUCUGCCCCUUUUUCUGAAAACUCUAACAAAUAGCUUUAAUGUUAGAUUUUUUUUUUAAAAACUGUCUUUUUAAAAAUCCCUCAGAAAAGCAUUAAAAAUUAUUUUUUCUUUCUAAUCAAGCUUAAAAAAGGGGGGGGAACCUAAAUGCAGUAUCAGAAUUUCUGAGGUUGAUUGUAAAUGGGCAAAUUCUUUCCCCCAUACUUCCAAGUAAAUCUUAGAAAUAGUCAACCUAUCACUAAGGACCUGGCCAUUGUGCAGAAUGUUAAGUUGUCAGUUUAUCAAUAAAAACUUUAGCCACCUUGCAGACUUUGCCAUGACAUAUGGCAAAGCUUUCUUCACAAAAAUACCAUAGAAUAUAUUGGAUUUUUUAUUCUUUUCUUUUUUCUUCCCUGUUAAAUACAACCCUUAGAUUGAUCCUCUCACCUUAGGCAGUUUCAAGUCUAGUAUUCUAUGAGUUGGUGAAAGUGAAAAAAAUAUAUAUGAUUACUUCAUUGAAUCUACUUCAAAAAUGCCAAAAAUUGCAGAACUAUGACUUCAUUGUGUCUGCUAGGAACUCUUCAUAGGUGUGUAUUUUCACUCCAUAUAAUGUGGAGUUGGAUGCUUUCAGGGUUUUCAGUGCACUGGAUUUUUGCACAGAAGAGAAUUGACUCUGGAUGAGAACUGUAAUAAAUUGUACUAUCUUAUUUCAUUAUUUUUUUUAAAAAUUCUGUUUCUGAGCCCUUGAAAAAAGCUUUCUCAUCUUGGUUUUGUUGAUUCUGUUUUGGCAUACUGGUUUGCUUUUCUUGGACAUAUACUGAUGAAUGUAUGCUGAAAAGGUUUUGUCUGUAUAAUGUCCUGAUAUUAGAGAACAGAAAAGCUAUUCUGUGCAUGUGUAGAAGCAACCCCAUUUGGCAAGGAGCAGCUUUUGUAGUAUGCUGUUCUCUAGCUUAAUCAUAAUAAAGCUUAUACGAUGUGUACAUGGUGUAAAUGCUAGAAAUUAUUGGAAAUUAUUUGUAAUCACACAUAAUAUCAGUGCCAGUGUAUUUUUCUUAGAAUAUGGUAUUGAGCAUUUUUAUAUUGCACAGAGCAUACAAAUUUGAGAACUCUAACUUUUUGUCCUUCUUUCUUCUCUCUCAGAUUGAUUGCUGCAUCAUAGCCUCAGGUCAGGGGUGGCAAACUCGGUGUAGCAAUCUCAUCAGAGAGCUGUGUGUAUACACAGCCUGGGAGGGCUACAGAGAAGGCAGCCAGUGAGGCUUCCAGCUGUUUCUAAGGGCUGAUGCCAGAGGAUAAUAAAACCAGCAGUGUACUACAUCUCUUGGGUAUUAAAAAUUUAUAUUUUUUUUUUCUCUACACAUCUUCAGGGCUUGGCAAGGAUAAAGAUAGACAAUGAUCCAUUAUCAGGUGGUAAACACUAUAAAGUUAUGGUAUUGAGAACUUUUUCUUGUAUUUUCAGUGAGCAGCAGGAACUGUUUUCAGUAGUCUGCUGAGCACUAAAAAUAGGAAUGAAUCUGUGUUUAAACCAAAAGCAUUGCUACACCACUGUCCUUCUCCUAUACUGAUAUUUGAGAGUCUUCUGAUGCACCCUUCCUAAGCAAUGACUUCAUAUCCAAAAUCCAAUUAAAGGGUGACUUUUUUUAAAAUAAGAAAAACUUCCCCCCUCUCACCCUCCUCAGCUGUUUCUAAUGCAGUAAAUCAACAGUUUUUUAAUCCA
Messenger RNA from Calypte anna (Anna's hummingbird), 3092 nucleotides. It is a transcript of the gene PIGK, whose product is annotated as phosphatidylinositol glycan anchor biosynthesis class K. Gene Ontology annotation, biological process: protein localization to cell surface; proteolysis; attachment of GPI anchor to protein. Gene Ontology annotation, cellular component: GPI-anchor transamidase complex. Gene Ontology annotation, molecular function: GPI-anchor transamidase activity. NCBI's taxonomy places the organism in Eukaryota, Metazoa, Chordata, Aves, Apodiformes, Trochilidae. The coding region runs from base 102 to 1280 and encodes 392 amino acids. The transcript is spliced from 11 exons. The record is from RefSeq and is a predicted model, not a curated record.